This is a messenger RNA of Eimeria mitis, 489 nucleotides long. RefSeq lists its product as uncharacterized. The transcript is spliced from 3 exons. Lineage: Eukaryota; Apicomplexa; Conoidasida; Eucoccidiorida; Eimeriidae. The coding region runs from base 1 to 489 and encodes 162 amino acids. Gene Ontology annotation, molecular function: protein binding. The record is from RefSeq and is a predicted model, not a curated record.
AUGGUUGUGGUCCAUCAGCUGCUUGCAGAGGACGAUGAAGACUUUCUUAUUAGCGGCGGAGACAGCGGAACCAUCAAAGUAUGGCAGCUACCGAACGACUCAGCUUUGACUCGGUGGGGUGUACAUACACCCCAGCAGGCAGCAGAAGAAAACAACAAAUUUAUCUCAGCAGCAAAGCAAACAGAUAUUAAUAUAAAUGCUGCUGUUUAUGAGCAGCAGCAGCAGCAGCAGCAGCAGCAGCAGCAGCAGCAUUUGGAUUGGGGUGCUGCUGCUCGCAGCCGCAGCACCAACCCUAUUCUGCUGCAGCGCUACAGCAGCAGCUCUGACGACGAAGACAGCCCAGUGCAGCAGCAGCAGCAGCAGCAGCAACAGCAGCAGCAGCAGCAGCAGCAGCAGCAGCAGCAGCAGCAGGAGCAACCGCCUUUACUCGUGCCGCAGGAAGACAGCAGCGAUGAAGAAUUAGAUGAUAUACGCAGUGCUCUAGCCUAA